This is a messenger RNA of Ochlerotatus camptorhynchus, 4068 nucleotides long. RefSeq lists its product as uncharacterized. Gene Ontology annotation, biological process: DNA integration. The coding region runs from base 1 to 4068 and encodes 1355 amino acids. NCBI's taxonomy places the organism in Eukaryota, Metazoa, Arthropoda, Insecta, Diptera, Culicidae. Gene Ontology annotation, molecular function: nucleic acid binding. The transcript has a single exon. The record is from RefSeq and is a predicted model, not a curated record.
AUGUUGCACUUCGAGCAGGUAUCCCAAGCUGAGCCGAAGCAGAAAACUCCAGGUGGAACAUCCAAGCCGCAGGAGAUGCAGACAGCAGCAGCUGUACCUGAGGAUCCUGUGUCUACAGCCUGUUCCAGUAUGCAACAACGAGCGAAACAAGUGUUUUUGAUGACCGCAUUGGUGAAUGUUACGUCAAAGAGUGGAAGGAAUUUCAAGUUGCGUGCUCUCUUCGAUUCCGGGUCUCAGAUCAACCUGGUUUCUGAAUCUGCUGUAAAACUGCUAGCGCUUCCGAAGUAUCCUGCCAACGUGCCAGUCGUAGGAGUGGGUGGCGCCAGAUCUCAAAUUCGUCAUCGUGUGAUCCUGAAGUGUUUCUCCGACUACACCGAUUUCCAAGGUGACAUGGACUGUUUGGUGACAGCUAGAGUGACAGGAAAGAUUCCAUCUGUUCCAGUUGACAUCUCGGAGUGGAAGUUCCCGAGUGGUAUUGUGUUGGCCGAUCCAAGCUUCAACGAACCGAGAGAAGUGGACCUACUGAUCGGUGCCGAGCUGUUUUUCAAAAUCCUGAAACAAGCUCAGCUGAAACUCUCUGAUAAUCUACCCGUACUGUACGAGACUCAGUUCGGAUGGGUUAUUGCCGGUGCUUUAGAAGAGUCCGAGGAGGAAGUCGUCAACGUGCUGUGCGCCACAAAUGAGGAUCUGUUGCUGAAGAGCAUUCAGAGGUUUUUCGAGCAAGAAGAACUUCCAGAAGAAAAAGUCCUGACGAAUGAAGAGCAAGCGAUAGAAGAUCACUUCUGCAAAACUUAUCGACGAGAUGAGGAUGGCCGAUUCGUGGUUAAACUACCGUUCCGUGAGUCCAUCAAUGAACUAGGAAACUCCCGAUCAUUAGCGUUGAAGAGGUUCCUGUCAAUUGAGAAACAUCUAACCAAUAAACCCGAGAUAAAAGAGAUGUACCAAGAGUUUAUGCAGGAGUACAAGGACCUUGGUCAUUGCCACGAGAUCCGUGAGGGAGACGAUCCGCCUGGCCAACAGAGCUACUAUUUGCCUCAUCAUGCUGUACUUAAACCUACAAGUACCAGCACAAAGUUACGUGUUGUAUUUGACGCCAAGGUGAAGUCUAACGGAUUAUCCCUCAACGAAGUUCUGAUGAUUGGACCGAAGAUUCAGAACGAUCUGUUUACAAUCCAAUUACGUUUCCGGAUGCACAUAUAUGCAUUUUCUGGAGACGUUGAGAAAAUGUUCAGGCAAGUGAAACUUGAUCCAAGACAGACACAUUACCACAGAACUUUCUGGCGUGACCAACCGAUGGACCCGAUAAAAGUGAUGGAGUUGUUAACGGUGACCUACGGGACGUCUCCUGCAUCGUUUUUGGCAGUGAGGUCCAUGGUUCAACUAGCGAGAGAGGAAAAAGCCAACUUUCCUGCAGCUGCAGAGGCGAUAUUAGAGGACUGCUACAUGGACGAUAUAUUGAGUGGUGCCCCAACACUUGCAUCCGCGAAGCAACUGCGAAGUGAUAUCGAGGAGCUUAUGAUGAAAGGAAAAUUUCCUAUCCGAAAAUGGUGUACCAACGACGACGAAAUUCUUGAAGGUGUUCCGGAUCAAGACCGUGAAAAGCUAGUUCGAAUAGGAGAUUCUGGUACCAACGAAGCGAUUCGAGCUUUAGGUGUUCUGUGGGACCCAAGAUGUGAUCAGUUCCUGUUUUGGAGAAGCCCGGAAGUGAUGCAACCGGAUGUGAAGGUGACUAAAAGGUAUGUUCUUUCUCAAAUCGCCAAACUGUUUGAUCCCCUUGGCCUCAUAUCACCUGUGAUCGUUUUGGCUAAGUCCAUCAUGCAGCAAUUGUGGGCUGAUGGUCUGGGAUGGGACGAGACCCUAGAGGGCGAGUUGUUGAGUAGAUGGGUGACCUUACAUCAGUCAUUGGUACAACUGAACGAGAUACGAAUACCGAGAUGUGUUAUGGCUCCUGGAGCUCAACGUAUUGAGAUUCACGGCUUCUCUGAUGCGUCGUGUACUGCUUAUGGUGCUUGUGUUUAUUUGCGUUGUGUUCAGGAGAACGGGGCAGUGUCAGUUAGGCUGCUUUGCAGUAAGUCAAGGAUUGCCCCUCUGCGUCGUCUCACAAUACCUAGAUUAGAGCUGUGUGCCGCUGUGGUAUUGGCCAAACUGGUUAGUGUAGUGAUCCCUAUUCUGAAAACCGAAUUCCACGAUAUCAAGCUGUGGUCUGAUAGCCAAAUUGUGCUGGCAUGGAUAAAGAAGAAUCCGGAUCAACUUCAAGUCUACGUCAGAAACCGAGUUUUGGAUAUUAACAAACUGACUAGUGCCUACGAGUGGAAGUACGUCAGGUCCGAGAAUAAUCCUGCGGAUUUGGUGUCCAGAGGGUGUUACCCUGGUGUGUUGCAUCGUUCUGAUAUGUGGUGGAAUGGUCCACUAUUUCUGCAAGAUGUUAACUACGAUAUCCAGGAGACUCCGGUGAUUCAAGAUGAAGAGUUACCAGAAAUGCGACAAGUUCAAGUGUGUAACCCAGCGGUCGAUGUUGAAGACGAUCCGGUAUUCGAGCGGUGCGGAUCGUUUUCCAAGCUGCAACGUGUAUUGGCGCAGGUGGUGAGAUUCACUCGACUGAUACGAAUGAAAAAGGAGGAUCGUAAACAUGCAAGAUACAUUUCUGUGCAAGACAUGCGGAAGGCAUUGGAUUACAUAGUAAGGAUUUUGCAGAGGACCGGAUUGAACGAGGAGAUCCAGUGUGUUCAGCGUAAGGAGUUGCCGAAGCGAUUGGCGAAUCUUCAACCAUUCCUGGACGAAGAAGGUUUCCUUCGCGUCGGCGGGCGUCUACAAAACUCUAAAUUACCGUAUGACGCCAAGCACCAAUUACUUCUUCCACGCAAUCACCGAGUGACGGAAAUGUUGAUUCGUCAAUAUCACGAGGAGAGACUGCAUGAAGGGCCAUCCGGUUUGCUGGCAGCAAUAAGGCAGAAGUACUGGUUGGUAAAUGCUCGAUCUGCCAUCCGGAAAGUGACUCGAAGCUGCGUAAAGUGUUUCAGGACUAAGCCGAGAGGAAUUCAGCCCUUAAUGGGAAAUUUGCCGGAGGAGCGUGUGAAUGUAGCAGCAGCGUUCGAACUCACUGGUGUGGAUUACGCCGGCCCAGUGAUUGUGAAAGAAGGAAGGUAUAAGCCGAAACACGUAAAGGCAUACAUUGCACUGUUUGUCUGCCUAACAACGAAAUCGAUUCACCUUGAAUUGGUUUCGGAUUUGACAACCGAAGCUUUUCUCGCCGCUUUAGAUCGUUUUAUCAACCGUCGUGGAAUGGUUCGUAAAAUUAUGUCAGAUAACGCGACCAAUUUUAUUGGUGCUUCGAAAGAACUCCACAAAUUGUACUUGAUGUUCCGUGACGAGACCGCAAGAACGAAGAUCAACGAUUUUCUGCUCAAACGAGAGAUUGAGUGGGAAUUCAUUCCGCCUAGAUCACCCAACUUUGGGGGUUUGUGGGAGGCAGGAGUAAAGGUUGUCAAGUCCCACAUAUAUCGGACUUUGGGCAACGCAAUUUUGACGUUUGAGGAGUUCGGAACAGUAUUGACCCACAUCGAAGCCAUAGUGAAUUCCCGACCCUUGUAUGCACUGUCUGAGGACCCGAACGAGCCGCUUCCGAUAACACCUGCUCAUUUGAUGAUUGGAAGACCAUUGGAACCGAUUUUGAAGCCGUCGUACUCCGAUGUAGCAGUGAACCGUCUGUCUCGCUAUCAGUAUAUGAACAAUUUGCGUGAUCGGUUUUGGGCAAAGUGGUCGCAUGAUUAUCUAUCAACGCUUCAAUCGAGGGCAAAGUGGACAAAAAGUGAACCGAAUGUGAAAAUGGGUACUAUUGUGCUACUGAUGGAAGACAAUCUACCAGUUCAGUCAUGGAGGUUGGGUCAAAUUGUUGCACUUUACCCGGGAAGGGAUGACGUGAUCAGAGUCGCCGACGUGAAGACUGCAACGGGAGUAUUCCGGCGCUCCAUUCGGAAGUUGGCGCCUCUUCCUAUUACCGACAACGACCAAUCGAAGAUUUCCGCUUUUGGAAUGGUAUUCCAACCGGCGGGAGUAUGUACGCGAUGA